AUGUUAUUGCCAUUCUCAUCAACUAAUGACGACAAUGAUUCAGAUAUCAUUGAUUUAUUGUAUAAUUUGUGUAAAGAAAAUGAAAUAGAAAAAGUUCGAAGUCUUUUACCAUUUAUUGGCAAUAUAAAUAUUAUAAAUAAAAUUCAAAAUUCAAGUGGUUCAACAUGUUUACAUGUAGCAUGCUAUUAUGGACAUCGAGAUAUGGUACAAAUUUUAUUAGAAUAUGGAGCUCUACAUUCUAUAAGAAAUUUACGACACAAUUUAACACCUUAUGAAGAAACUCAAACAGAUGAUAUAAAACAAUUGCUUUUAGAACAACGAAAAUUAUUUUCAAAUAAUGAUUAUGAUUAUAUUGAAUGGUCAAUAGUAGGCGAUGAUCUUCUUGGAAAACGACGUGAAUUUCGUGAAGCUAUUGAUUUAUACAAAACCUAUGAUAAUCAUCAUUUAGUAUCAAAAUUAUUAGCUGAAGUUAUUCAUUAUUAUUUAAAUGAAUAUCUGGUAAAUCAAAGUAAUGAUAUUGAUAAUCCGGAAGAUCAAAUUACUCGUAAACAAAUUGAAACUAUUGAAGCAUACUUUAAAGAAGCUAUAGAAAAACAAGAUUAUUUAACAUAUUUUAUCAAAGCUUAUACAUUAACAGAUUUUUUUUAUAAAGUAUUAAAUAAAAAUUUAGCUCUCUAUAUAUUAGAAUAUUUUGAUACAACAAAAACAUUUUCAUCAAAUUAUCGUCUUGUAAAUUGUCUUGUACAUAUUGUUACACUCUUAAUUUAUCAUCCAAAUUUACCUCAAUAUCAAUAUCAAGGUAUAUGUUAUCGUGGUAUGAAAAUAACACAAAAUGAUUUAGAUCAAUAUCAAUUAAAUCAACAUAUAUUAAAUCGGGCAUUUUUAUCAUCAUCUACUGAUCGUCAAGUAGCUAUGAUGUUUGCUGGUGAAGGUCAACAAUCUCAAAUGAGAUAUACACCUAAAAAUCAUUGUGCAUUACAAUAUUCAUGUUUAUGUCAAUAUUUAAUAAAACAAAGUUCAACAGCUGUGAAUAUACAAAAUUUAUCCAUGAGACCAGAUGAAAAAGAAAUUUUAAUUAUUCCAUUUACAGUUUUUAAGAGAGCGUCCAUGAGAUCACCACCCAAAAUGAUAGGGGUAAGUUGCCGAAAAAAUUUACUUUUUCAAAUUAGAUAGCUAGUUUGAAA
This is a messenger RNA of Rotaria sordida, 1184 nucleotides long. The record is from the annotation of a GenBank genome assembly. NCBI's taxonomy places the organism in Eukaryota, Metazoa, Rotifera, Eurotatoria, Philodinida, Philodinidae.